CUGAAGAUGUUGGAACCAGCCUCUACUUUGUGAACGACUCUAUCCAGCAGGUCACCUUCUCCAGCACAGUGGGGGUGGUGAUCCCCUGCCCGGCAGCAGGGUCACCCAGCGCCGUCCUUCGGUGGUACCUGGCCACAGGCGACGACAUCUACGAUGUGCCCCACAUCCGGCAUGUCCACGCUAACGGGACUUUGCAGCUCUACCCCUUCUCGCCAUCAGCCUUCAAUAGCUUUAUCCACGACAACGACUACUUCUGCACCGCGGAGAACUCGGCUGGCAAAAUCAGGAGCCCGAAUAUCCGUGUUAAAGCAGUUUUCAGGGAACCGUACACUGUUCGGGUGGAGGACCAAAGGUCGAUGCGUGGAAACGUGGCUGUUUUCAAGUGCCUCAUCCCCUCUUCAGUGCAGGAAUACGUUAGUGUUGUGUCCUGGGAGAAGGACACCGUUUCUAUCAUCCCAGAAAAUAGGUUUUUUAUUACUUCUUACGGAGGUUUGUACAUAUCGGACGUGCAGAAGGAAGAUGCCUUGUCCACCUACAGGUGUAUCACCAAGCACAAGUACAGCGGGGAGACGCGGCAGAGCAACGGAGCCAGGCUCUCGGUCUCAGACCCGGCAGAGUCCAUCCCCACGAUGCUAGACAGUUUCCAGUCCCGGGAGGUGAAGGCGGGCCGGCUGGUGGAGCUGCCCUGCAUCGCCUCGGGCUACCCCAACCCGGCCGUCCGGUGGAUCAAGGACGGGCGGCCGCUCCCCGCCGACAGCCGCUGGACCAAGCGCAUCACGGGCCUGACCAUCAACGACCUGCGCGUGGAGGACAGCGGGACCUACAUCUGCGAGGUGACCAACACCUUCGGGUCCGCAGAGGUCACGGGGACCCUCACAGUCAUAGACCCUCUGCGUGUGACCCUCACACCAAAGAAGCUCAAAACGGGCAUCGGCAGCACCGUCAUCCUCUCUUGUGCCCUCAGCGGGUCCCCCGAGUACAUCAUCCGCUGGUACCGCAACACGGACCUCGUGGUGGUGGAUGACUACAUCUCCAUCCGGGGGAUCAGCAACGAGACCCUCCUCAUCACGGCCGCACAGAAGAGCCACUCCGGGGCCUACCAGUGCUUUGCUACCCGCAAGUCCCAGACGGCACAGGACUUCUCCAUCAUCAUGCUGGAGGAUGGGACCCCCCGCAUCGUCUCCUCCUUCAGCGAGAAGGUGGUCAACCCCGGGGAGCAGUUCUCCCUGAUGUGUGCCGCCAAGGGGGCCCCCCCGCCAACCGUCACCUGGGCGCUGGACGACGAGCCCAUCCCGCGGGACAGCGGGCACCGCACCAACCAGUACACCAUGUCGGACGGCACCACGGUCAGCCACAUGAACGUGACGAGCCCGCAGAUCAAGGACGGCGGCGUGUACCGGUGCACCGCGCGGAACUCGGUGGGCAGCGCCGAAUACCAAGCGCGAAUAAACGUAAGAGGUCCCCCGAGCAUCCGAGCGAUGAAGAACAUAACAGCGGUAGCGGGUAGGGACACUUUCAUCAACUGCAGGGUGAUCGGGUACCCGUACUACUCCAUCAAGUGGUACAAGGACUCUUUGCUGCUGCCCGAUAACCACCGCCAAGUGGUCUUUGAGAACGGGACUCUUAAGCUGAUGGACGUCCAGAAAGGCAUGGAUGAAGGGGAGUAUCUGUGCAGCGUGCUGAUCCAGCCCCAGCUCUCCAUCAGCCAGAGCGUCCACGUCACGGUGAAAGUCCCUCCACUGAUCCAGCCCUUCGAGUUCCCGCCAGCCUCCAUCGGGCAGCUCCUCUACAUCCCCUGCGUGGUCUCCUCCGGGGACAUGCCCAUCCACAUCACCUGGAGGAAGGACGGGCACGUCAUCCUGUCUGGCUCUGGAGUCACCAUCGAGAGCAAGGAGUUCAUGAGCUCCCUGCAGAUCUCCAGCGUCUCCCUCAAGCACAACGGCAACUACACCUGCAUCGCCAGCAACGACGCCGCCACGGUCAGCCGGGAGCGGCAGCUCAUCGUGCGGGUGCCUCCUCGUUUUGUGGUCCAACCCAACAACCAAGAUGGCAUUUAUGGUAAAGCUGGGGUGCUGAAUUGCUCCGUGGACGGGUACCCCCCUCCGAAAGUCAUGUGGAAACACGCAAAAGGAAGCGGCAACCCCCAGCAGUACCACCCCAUACCCCUCACGGGCCGCAUCCAGAUCCUGCCCAACAGCUCCCUGCUCAUCCGCCACGUGCUGGAGGAGGACAUUGGCUACUACCUCUGCCAGGCCAGCAACGGGGUGGGCACAGACAUCAGCAAGUCCAUGUUUCUCACCGUGAAGAUCCCGGCCAUGAUCACUUCCCACCCCAACACCACGAUCGCCAUCAAGGGCCAGACCAAGGAACUGAACUGCACCGCCCGGGGCGAGCGGCCCAUCAUCAUCCGCUGGGAGAAGGGUGACACCGUCAUCGAUCCCGACCGCAACAUGCGCUACGCCAUCACCACCAAGGACAACGGCGACGAGGUCAUCUCCACCCUCAAGCUGAAACCAGCCGACCGCGGGGACUCGGUCUUCUUCUCCUGUCACGCCAUCAACUCCUAUGGCGAGGACAGAGGCUUGAUCCAGCUCACCGUCCAAGAGCCCCCAGACCCACCGGAGCUGGAGAUCCGCGAGGUGAAAGCCCGGAGCAUGAAUUUGCGGUGGACGCAGCGGUUUGACGGCAACAGCAUCAUCACCGGCUUCGAUAUCGAGUACAAGAACAAGUCGGAUUCCUGGGAUUUUAAGCAGUCUACACGCAACAUCUCCCCGACCAUCAACCAGGCAAACAUCGUAGACCUCCACCCAGCCUCCGUGUACAGCAUCCGCAUGUACUCCUUCAACAAGAUCGGGCGCAGCGAGCCGAGCAAGGAGCUCACCAUCAGCACGGAGGAAGCAGCUCCCGAUGGGCCUCCGAUGGAUGUCACCUUGCAGCCGAUGACGUCCCAGAGCAUCCAGGUCACCUGGAAGGCCCCGAAGAAGGAGCUGCAGAACGGGGUGAUCCGUGGCUACCAGAUCGGGUACCGGGAGAACAGCCCGGGCAGCAACGGGCAGUACAGCAUCGUGGAGAUGAAAGCCACGGGGGACAGCGAGGUCUACACGCUGGACAACCUGAAGAAGUUUGCCCAGUACGGGGUGGUGGUGCAGGCAUUCAAUCGCGCGGGGACGGGGCCGUCAUCCAGCGAGAUCAACGCCACCACGCUGGAGGACGUUCCCAGCCAGCCCCCCGAGAACGUGCGGGCCAUCUCCAUCACGUCGGACGUGGCUGUGAUCUCCUGGUCGGAGCCCCCGCGCAGCACCCUCAACGGGGUGCUCAAGGGAUACCGUGUCAUCUUCUGGUCCCUCUACAUGGAUGGAGAGUGGGGCGAGAUGCAGAACAUCACGACCACGCGGGAGCGAGUGGAGCUGCGGGGCAUGGAGAAGUUCACCAACUACAGCGUGCAGGUGCUGGCGUACACCCAGGCCGGCGACGGCGUCCGCAGCAGCGUGCUCUACAUCCAGACCAAGGAGGACAUUCCAGGUCCCCCGGCUGGCAUCAAGGCCGUCCCCUCUUCCGCCAGCAGCGUGGUGGUGUCCUGGCUGCCGCCGGCCAAGCCCAACGGCAUCAUUCGGAAGUACACCAUCUUCUGCUCCAGCCCCGGCUCGGGGCAGCCGGCCCCCAGCGAGUACGAGACCAGCCCCGACCAGCUCUUCUACCGCAUUGCCCACCUGAACCGCGGGCAGCAGUACAUGCUGUGGGUGGCCGCCGUCACCUCUGCCGGCCGCGGCAACAUCAGCGAGAAAGUCACCAUCGAGCCUGCUGGGAAAGCCCCCGCCAAGAUCAUCUCCUUUGGAGGCACCGUCACCACCCCGUGGAUGAAGGACGUGAGGCUGCCGUGCAACUCUGUGGGGGAGCCGGUCCCCGCCAUCAAGUGGACCAAGGACAGCGAGGACUCUGCCAUCCCUGUGACGGUGGAUGGCCAUCGCCUGAUCCAGGCCAACGGCACGCUGGUGCUGCCCUCGGUGAAAGCGGAGGACUCCGGCUACUACACCUGCACCGCUACCAACACCUGGGGCUUCGACACCAUCAUCAUCAACCUCCUGGUGCAAGUGCCCCCGGACCAGCCCCGCCUGACCGUCUCCAAGACCUCGGCAUCGUCCAUCACGCUGGCGUGGAUUCCUGGGGACAACGGGGGCAGCUCCAUCCGAGGCUUCGUGCUCCAGUACUCGGUGGACAACAGCGAGGAGUGGAAGGACGUGUUCAUCAGCUCCUCCGAGCGCUCCUUCAAGCUGGAGAGCCUCAAGUGCGGCACCUGGUACAAGGUGAAGCUGGCGGCCAAGAACAGCGUGGGGGCUGGCCGCAUCAGCGAGAUCAUCGAAGCCAAGACCCACGGCAGAGAGCCCUCCUUCAGCAAGGACCAGCACCUCUUCACCCACAUCAACUCCACGCACGCCAGGCUCAACCUGCAGGGCUGGAGCAGUGGGGGCUGCCCCAUCACCGCCAUCGUCCUGGAGUACCGGCCCAAGGGCAACUGGGUCUGGCAGAGCCUCCGCACCAACAGCUCCAGCGAGGUCUUCCUGACCGAGCUGCGCGAGGCCACGUGGUACGAGCUCCGCAUGAAGGCCUGCAACAGCGCCGGCUGCGGCAACGAGACCGCGCAGUUCGCCACGCUGGACUAUGACGGCAGCACCAUCCCCCCCAUCAAGUCUGCCCAAGGGGAGGGCGACGACGUGAAGAAGCUCUUCACCAUCGCCUGCCCCGUGAUCCUGGCCACGCUGGGGGUGGCCCUGCUCUUCAUCAUCCGCAAGAAGAGGAAGGAGAAGCGCCUGAAGAGGCUUCGAGAUGCCAAGAGUUUGGCUGAAAUGCUGAUCAGCAAGAAUAACCGCAGCUUUGACACGCCGGUGAAGGGCCCCCCGCAGGGCCCCCGACUGCACAUAGACAUCCCUCGCGUCCAGCUCCUCAUCGAGGACAAGGAAGGCAUCAAACAGCUGGGGGACGACAAAGCCACGAUCCCGGUGACUGACACGGAGUUCAGUCAGGCGGUGAACCCCCAGAGCUUUUGCACGGGUGUCUCGCUGCAUCACCCCGCUCUGAUCCAGAACACGGGGCCCCUCAUCGACAUGUCGGACAUCCGCCCCGGCACCAACCCCGUGUCGAGGAAGAGCGUGAAGUCUGCACACAGCACCCGCAACCGGUACUCCAGCCAGUGGACCCUCACCAAGUGCCAGGCAUCCACCCCUGCACGGACCCUCACCUCCGACUGGAGGACAGUGGGCUCCCAGCACGGCAUCACGGUCACGGAGAGUGACAGCUACAGCGCCAGCCUCUCUCAGGACACAGACAAGGGGCGGAACAGCAUGGUGUCAACGGAGAGCGCCUCGUCCACCUACGAGGAGCUGGCACGCGCCUACGAGCACGCGAAGCUGGAGGAGCAGCUGCAACACGCCAAGUUUGAGAUCACGGAGUGCUUCAUCUCAGACAGCUCCUCAGACCAGAUGACCACCGGCACCACCGACAACGCCGACAGCAUGACCUCCAUGAGCACCCCCUCAGAGCCCGGCAUCUGUCGCUUCACGGCCUCCCCCCCCAAACCCCAGGACAGCGAGCGGGGCAAGAGCGUGGCCGUACCCAUCCCGCACCGUGCCAGCAAGAGCGACUACUGCAACCUCCCGCUCUACGUCAAGUCCGAGGCCUUCUUCCGCAAGCCCGACGCCCACGAGCCCUGCCCCGUGGUGCCGCCGCGGGAAGCCUCCAUCCGAAACCUCGCCCGGGCGUACCACGCGCAAGCCCGGCACAUGACGCUGGAGCCCGGCAGCAAGCCCCUGGGCCUGCCUCCCCCGGCCUCCGCCGCAACCACCUUACCUCAACGGACUCUCCCCAUGCCCGGCGCAGCGAGCGCCGCCGCCGCGCCCGCCGCCGCCGCCCCGGCACCCCCCGCCGCCGAGCCCCCCGCCGCCGCCGCCGCCGCCGCCGAGGUGCGGGUGCCCACGCACUCCAAAGUGGGGGGCUCCAGGGACUCGCUCCUAGAAAUGAGCACAUCGGGUGUAGGCAGGUCUCAAAAACAGGGGGCUGGAGCCUACUCCAAGUCCUACACGCUGGUGUAGGGCCCCAACCCAGGCCGCCCACGACGGACGCUGCUCGUUUCCCCGCACCGUUUAUAUUUAAUUAACAAACUUGUACAUAACGAACUCUUUUGUAUAAAUGAAGCUAUUUUCUUCUUCUCCGAACACAAAAAGAAACCAGGGCACAAAGAAUUUGAUGUUACAGAUUUAAAAAUAUAAUAUAUAUGUAAACAUAUAUAUAUAUUUCACAUCAUUUUGAAAGGGGCACAAGGAAAGACUCAGCGACUUUUUUUUUUUUUUUCUUCUUCCCUGAUCUUGUCGGUGGUUUUAAAAAGGAACGUCUCAAAGACAUUGCAUGCUAUUUUACUGUUCAGAAAACAACAGGAGUUGCUUCAAUUUGCAAAUGCUUAUGUGUUAAUACCUUUUUCUAUGAAAAAAAACCCAGCGCUGUGUGCAAUAAAGGUUAUGUUUGUA
Phalacrocorax carbo (great cormorant) is the source of this 6518-nucleotide messenger RNA. The record is from RefSeq and is a predicted model, not a curated record. Lineage: Eukaryota; Metazoa; Chordata; Aves; Suliformes; Phalacrocoracidae.